This is a messenger RNA of Myotis brandtii (Brandt's bat), 2019 nucleotides long. RefSeq names its product PRELI domain containing 3B (gene PRELID3B). NCBI's taxonomy places the organism in Eukaryota, Metazoa, Chordata, Mammalia, Chiroptera, Vespertilionidae. Gene Ontology annotation, cellular component: mitochondrial intermembrane space. Gene Ontology annotation, molecular function: phosphatidic acid transfer activity. The record is from RefSeq and is a predicted model, not a curated record. Bases 283 to 804 code for a protein of 173 amino acids. The transcript has 7 exons. Gene Ontology annotation, biological process: phospholipid transport.
CUUUGCCUCAUUGCACUGCCCAGACACCGCUCAGGCUGCGGCACCAUGAAGAUCUGGACUUCGGAGCACGUCUUUGAACUUCUCUGGGAUUUGAGGAAAUCUCCGGGGCCCUCCUCCCAGAAGACAGACAUGUUCAUGUAAAAGCUGUACAUGUCCUGGGAGAAGAAGUCCUGAUCCUGACUCUGUCCAGAUACUCAGGGCUUUUCCAUCGUGGUCCCAGCUGAUUUGUACACAUUAGGGCACCAGAAUCGCCACCCAUGGGAAACUGUUACAACAGCCGCAAUGCAGAAAUAUCCAAAUCCUAUGAACCCAAGUGUGGUUGGAGUCGAUGUAUUGGACAGACAUGUAGAUCCUUCUGGAAAGUUGCACAGCCAUAGACUGCUCAGCACAGAGUGGGGCCUGCCUUCCAUUGUGAAAUCUCUGAUUGGUGCGGCAAGAACCAAAACAUAUGUGCAAGAACAUUCUGUAGUUGAUCCUGUAGAGAAAACAAUGGAACUUAAAUCCACUAAUAUUUCAUUUACAAAUAUGGUUUCAGUAGAUGAGAGACUUAUAUAUAAACCACAUCCUCAGGACCCAGAAAGAACUGUUUUGACUCAAGAGGCCAUCAUCACUGUGAAAGGAGUGAGCCUCAGUAGUUACCUGGAAGGGCUGAUGGCGAGCACGAUAUCUUCAAAUGCUAGUAAAGGCCGAGAAGCAAUGGAAUGGGUAAUACAUAAAUUAAAUGCUGAGAUUGAAGAAUUGACGGCUUCAGCAAGAGGAAGCAUGAGGACGCCAAUGGCAGCAGCAGCAUUUGUAGAGAAAUGAUGAAAGUGGUAUACAACACCCAGUCCCCCAGAUCUCUACUAGCUGGCAUUAUAUUUAUUGUUAUUUAAAAAAUACAUUAAAAACUAUAUUUUAGGUAGAAUUUUUUUUAAUAAGCUGAAGAAAGGGUAUGUGACUUGAUCAAAACAAGGAGGUACGGUGUUUCUACAUAAAAGGGAACAUCUGAAAUUAGUGUUGUUUGAAAUUACUCUGGUUUUGAAGAUUCCAUAGUUAUGUGAGAAUUUAACAAUUUUUGAAUGGUACUUGGAAAUUGGUGAUAGCAUAUUAAGUCUCCUUCGGGUUUAAUUUUAAAGCUUUUCAUGCAUUGGAACUCUACCUGGCUUUGGACCAACCCCAGGACAAAGCAGAGCCACCUCCAAUAGACACAAUUGUUCUGCUGUGGGAAACUUCAAGAGGGAAUUCACUUUCAAAGGAGAAAUUGUAUAGUUUUAAAAGAUAUAAAUUUGUAUAAAAUAACUUGCUCUGCUUGCUAUAAACCACCAUUAAAAACCAGUGUUUUAAUUUGGUACUUAAAUGACAUUUUUGGAGUUAAAAUUAUCACUCAAGUAAUAUUUAACUGCAUCUUUAUUCUCUGAAAGAGUACUGUAUUGAUUUGCCAAAGUUUUGUAACUUAGUGAAGAUAUUACCUUCCAUAGAUUUAUACUUUAUGACCUAUAUGCUGUAUUGUGGGCCGGUUAUGUUAACUGAAAAAAUAAAGUCAUUACCGAAAUUUUUCAGCACUCUGAACUUAAACAGAAGAGCAGCUGUUCACAUCUUUUAGCAUUUCACAUUUGUCUGACUUGUAAAUUGCCAUGUGUCAGAAUUAUGGUUCUGUAAUUGCUAAAAUAUGAUCUGCCAGGUUAUUUGAAUAUAAUUACUUUUUGAAGUAAUUGUGACCACAGAACAUCUUUUUUACAUGAGGAGCUGUACAUCACUUGAAAUUGCCUAAAUGAUGUCUUAUCUGGGGUACAAAUCCCAGGUACCUACUGUUUUUAAUAAUAUGGUGCCACUGAAGGGGUGGAGGUAGAAAGGGGGAGAAAGGCAUUGGCCUAAGAUAACCACUACAUGAAUUGCUUUGUGAUUUUUAUUUAUGGGGAAUCCUCAUUUUGGGAGCCAAAGGGCCACUGCACUCAGAAAAACAAUCCAGUAAAUGUAUUUUGUCUCAUAUUUUGUAGCAGUUAAUUAUCAACCAUUAAAAAAUAUCUUUGAUACUUGCAA